Messenger RNA from Larimichthys crocea (large yellow croaker), 2754 nucleotides. RefSeq names its product E3 ubiquitin-protein ligase rnf146. Lineage: Eukaryota; Metazoa; Chordata; Actinopteri; Sciaenidae. Gene Ontology annotation, molecular function: poly-ADP-D-ribose binding; zinc ion binding; ubiquitin protein ligase activity. Bases 164 to 1219 code for a protein of 351 amino acids. Gene Ontology annotation, biological process: ubiquitin-dependent protein catabolic process; Wnt signaling pathway. The record is from RefSeq and is a predicted model, not a curated record. Gene Ontology annotation, cellular component: nucleus; cytoplasm. The transcript has 2 exons.
GCUAACUGCAUAUGGCAGCUGUCAGGUUAACGUUAGCUUUACAGUAGCUCAGUUACAGUAUCCUAGUUACAGUAGCUUAGUUACAGUAUCCUAGUUACAGUAUCUUAGUUACAGCGUUGCUUCGCUACAAUUCGACGAGGCCGUAGCAUUGCUGCUAACAGGUAUGGCAGGCUGUGGAGAAGGGGACUGUUCAGUGAAUGCCCCGGCACCCACCAAGCUUAUAGAGGAGGGAGGAGACACUUGUGCUACAGACCCCCCCACCCCGGAGUGUGCCAUCUGCCUGCAGAGCUGCAUCCACCCUGUAUGCCUCCCAUGCUGCCACGUCUUCUGUUUCCUGUGCGUGAAAGGCGCCUCCUGGCACAGCAAGCGCUGCGCUCUCUGCCGACAAGAAAUCCCAGAGGACUUCUUGGAGCGGCCGGUCCUGCUCUCACCUGAAGAGCUGAAGGCAGCAGCUGCCGGGGUGAGCCGAAGUGUCGGGACAGGCGGCGGUUCCCGCGGAGACUUUGCAUGGUACUAUGAAGGGCGCAAUGGUUGGUGGCAGUAUGAUGAGAGGACCAGCCGUGAGCUGGAGGAAGCCUUCUCCAAGGGCAGGAAGAGCACAGAGAUGCUGAUUGCAGGGUUUCUUUAUGUAGCUGACCUGGAGAACAUGGUGCAGUAUCGCAGGAAUGAACAUAGCCGCAGACGUAAGAUAAAGCGCGAUGUUGUAGACAUCCCUAAAAAGGGAGUUGCGGGACUGAGGUUAGAUCCUGAACCGGCCCCUAUUCCUGCUUCACCAGUUGUCACCCCAGCUGCCACAGACCGCGUCAGCUCAGCUGACGGAUCGGACACUGCAGGCCAAUCACAGUCUUCAUCUUUCGGGAUAAUGGCGUCGCUUCCCCCUGUUAGACCUCCAACAGUCCUGGGGCGCCAUCUUACCAGUUCUCUUUCAUCCUCACGCUCAACCCUGGAAGAGUCUUUCUCGCAGCUUCUAAUCAGCCAGCCAGAGGGUGAAGAGGUGGAAGGAAACGACGAGGCGCAGACGUACGAUUACACAUCCGGCAGCAGUGAGAGUGAGGAGGAACCCGAGAGAGCAGAAUCGAUGCCACGGAGAAGACAUAGGCAAAGGCCGCUAAGAGAGAGCCAGCCAGCUAGAAUGCCUCCAAGGGGAGGGCCCUCCAGCUUUACGGUCUGUCUCCGCUCACGUAGUCCUGAUGGACAGUGCACUGUGACGGAAGUGUGACUGCGACUCUGCGGCUCCUAAACUUUAUCAGUUCGGCAAAAAAAGUCUAAAAACCAGUAUGCAUCUUUAAAGGUCCAGUGAAAUGGAAAAUACAUUCAUGGUGUUGUCACUUGUGUCACCUAUCAUGUGCCAAAUAUGAUCCUAACAUGCAAUUUAUCUAUUUUUAUAUCCAAACAUUCUUGGGUCAAAGAAAUUGUAAUGUCAUUUUAGUUUUGUGGGGGCAACCCUGCAGGUCUACAGAGUUAACUAGAGGUAGCAGCAGUGACAUGUUAGUCUGCAAAAACAUCAUUUACCGCUCUCGCUAAAAAAAUUUUAAAGUGUGUAGGAUUCAGUCGCUUUUGACAGUGAGGUUUGCAGAUUGCAACCGAAUGAAUACCCCUCACCUUACUUCCUCUUCCAAGCAUGUAGAAGAACCUGUAAAACGCAUAAGGCCCUACCUAAAGCCAGUAUUUAAUUUGUCUGAUCUGAGCUGCUGAAAUAUGGCAAACCCCGUGGAAGAGGACCCGCUCCCUCCCUCUGUAAAAUGAUAUUUUUAGUUGAUUAUACACUAAGGAAAACCUAUUUAUGAAUAUUAUAUUCCAUUUCUGCCACAUUCUGCCGAUGCAUCACCCUAAAUCUUACACACCGGACCUCUGAGACCUGUUGUUGUCCUCCAUACAAUGUUUUGUUUCAUGUUGAAAUUGCCUAAAACCAUCAAAAAAAAGUUACAACAUUGAAGCCAUUUCAAGGGACCUUUAACACAUGAACUAAAGCCUUUCGUUAAAGACUUCAAAAGCUAUUUUCAGCCAGCAAUAUUCUCUACACACUGGUAGUUAUGCAUUGCAUAAGAAGUCUGGGAACUUCACCUGUCACUGCCUUUACAUCAGUUUGUGACAUAGCAAUACAACCUCUUUGAAAUUAAACUUCACCUUCUUCGUUCUCUAAUCUUUAGAGCUCAUGGUUCACAUAUUUUUGUGUGAUUUUUUUCUUUCCUCUCUUUCGGAGGGUCGGUGUAAAAAUCGAGCUUAAAUGUAGCACCUUAACGGACGGUUAAAUCUGCUUGCUUUUUCCUGUUUUGCAGAUGAGGUGAGGUUAAGAAGUUUAGACCAGGACCUAAUGACUAUUUAAACUGGAGUGUGUGUGUAUGUGUGUAUAUGUCUUAAGCGUGUGAGGGGGAGACAGACUUUAUUCCCUCUAUUUUAUUGUGAAAUUCUUGGUUUAAUAAUGGCACGCUGUAUUGUUGUGGCAGUGUUGAGUGCUGAAAAGCUACUGGCAGAACCACUGGAAAGUAAUAGGCUAUAUAUGUCGAGACACAUUUGGAUUUCUAAUUCUUGCCAUGGUACUCUCGAUAGGACUGCUGUCAGAGCACUGGCAGUGACAUGUACUUGGACGCACGAGCUGACCUCAUGAUCUUUUCUCUCUCUCACUUUUUUGCUCCAGAUGCUUUUAUUUUAUUUUCACUGUGUCUUACUGUCUGAAAACAAACGUCUGUCUGUGUGAUGUAUCCCCUGUGGUGUUUUGUCAAGUCAUUAAAGGUGUUUUCUCAAUAAUUUAAA